Penicillium digitatum Pd1 is the source of this 1668-nucleotide messenger RNA. RefSeq lists its product as uncharacterized. NCBI's taxonomy places the organism in Eukaryota, Fungi, Ascomycota, Eurotiomycetes, Eurotiales, Aspergillaceae. The record is from RefSeq and is a predicted model, not a curated record. Gene Ontology annotation, cellular component: telomerase holoenzyme complex. Gene Ontology annotation, molecular function: protein binding; telomerase RNA binding; telomeric repeat DNA binding. Gene Ontology annotation, biological process: nuclear-transcribed mRNA catabolic process, nonsense-mediated decay.
AUGCCCAGUCAAGAUUCUGUUGGUACUCAGAAUGCUUCUCUCGCAACCCCAAUGCAAGCGCAAGUGCAAGAGCAAGAGCCAUUGAACACAAGUAACGAUCCCAAAAAGAUUCAUAGCGGGGACAGGGUGCGUGGCGAGGCAGUCACUCAGGAAGCAAAGCCGCAUGAAAUGUUCAGGCAACCAGAGACGCACACCAUCACCGAAGAGCAACUGAUCAGUGAAGUGCGGGGAAUUUAUACCGGGCUUGUUAUGGUGGAAAAGAAGUGCAUCGAGAUCGACAGACAACAGGCGCAAUCCAAAGUCGAACUAUCACAGGCUCAGUGGCAGACCUACGUUUCGCUCCACCGAACGCUGCUCUAUGAACAUCAUGACUUCUUUCUCGCCUCUCAACACCCGUCAGCUGGUCCGAUCCUCAGGGACCUGGCUACCAAGUACGCGAUGCCGGCGCGCAUGUGGCGGUAUGGAGUGCAUUCAUUCUUAGAGCUGUUGCGUCAGAAACUCCCCGGCUCCAUGGAGUAUAUGCUCGACUUUGUCUACCUCUCGUACUCAAUGAUAACUUUGCUGCUGGAAAGCGUGCCAAAAUUCAGAGCCACUUGGCUCGAAUGUUUGGGCGACUUGGCACGGUACCGAAUGGCCGUGGAAGAAUUCGAUAGGACGGACCGCGAACUCUGGGCAGGGGUAUCGAGGUAUUGGUAUACUCAGGAUGCCGACCAAAGUCCAGAAAAUGGCCGUAUCCAGCAUCAUCUUGCUAUUUUGGCUCGGCCGGACGUUCUUCGGCAGUUCUUUCACUACACGAAAGCAUUGAUCAGCGUGCGUGCAUUCCCAAAUGCUCUCAAGAGCAUGAUCCAGCUAGUCACUCCUCUGAUGAACAUAAAUAUGCCGGUCCAGGGGGUAUGUUUCGUUACGUCAUUUGUGACUGCUCACGGUGCCCUUUUCAUGCAAGCUCCGGUUGAAGAAUUUGUCUCUCGGGCGAACGUGUUUCUUACUACUCUGCGGAAAGAGAUUGGCCGGGUAGAUUGGGACAGGCAGCAAGAUGUGCAACUCAUGUCUUGCAAUAUCGCUGCAAUAUUUCAAUAUGGGAACAAAAAUGCAGUGGUGGAAAGAGAUUUCACAUUGAAGUCACGCAAUCCAUCGGCAACAGAUCGUCUAGCGGCAAUGAGAUGGGCCUCUAGUGCAUCGAAUGUACCCAUUCACACCACAUCCAGCGAUCUCUCGUCCCAGCUUGCAUUCCGGGCAAGUUCUCUCACGUUUCACACAUUAAUCGUUAUGUUAGGCCAAAUCGAUGAUCCAAAGAUAUACCCCAGUUUGCAUAUCUCUAUGGCAUUUGUGUGGUGUCUGGCACUCAACCCAGCUGCCGUAAAACGACUAGAACCGUUGGUUCCGUGGUCGCUACUUGCCAAUUAUUUAAACACUUUGUUCCGUCCCGACACGAUCAUUUCGAAGAUUGAAGCCGAGUCGUUCCCCCUUCUUGAAGACUCAACAACACAUCAGCUACCAGAGGAUUUCUUGAUCAGAGGACAGGCAUGGAGCCGGCUAUACUACCCAGACAACUUCUUCGAUGGGGCUCCUACAGAAGACAACAGACCACUUAAAGAAGAGCCUUCGACAGUGAUUCCUAGAAGUCAUCGAUGUCUUUGGCUGGGAGUGCGGAUUGCAACUGUCUGUUAG